AUGGUGUCAACGUCAGGCUGCAGCGGUGUCUGGAACUUUUCUUCUAUACGUGUUACACGUAUCAAUUUCUCAGACGUGUCAGCUAAUGUCUGCAAUGCGCUGAGACCGAAGAUGUCUUCUGGCGCAACCACCGCCAUCACCACGUCGACUACCGCAUUACGUCACGCCCACGCUCCACGCGCAUCCUCACUUCGACUUCGAUCGAUUUAUCGAGUGAUCAACGGCGAAAAUGCGAUAAUGGCUAGAGCAGACAAGCGUGACUCGUAUUCAGUCGAUUGUGUGACGGAAGAAAAAAACGAAGACGACAAAGAAGUUCGAUCAGUCUAG
This is a messenger RNA of Soboliphyme baturini, 327 nucleotides long. The record is from the annotation of a GenBank genome assembly. NCBI's taxonomy places the organism in Eukaryota, Metazoa, Nematoda, Enoplea, Dioctophymatida, Soboliphymatidae.